Grosmannia clavigera kw1407 is the source of this 900-nucleotide messenger RNA. RefSeq lists its product as uncharacterized. The transcript has 2 exons. The coding region runs from base 1 to 900 and encodes 299 amino acids. Gene Ontology annotation, cellular component: nucleus. Lineage: Eukaryota; Fungi; Ascomycota; Sordariomycetes; Ophiostomatales; Ophiostomataceae. Gene Ontology annotation, biological process: regulation of DNA-templated transcription. The record is from RefSeq and is a predicted model, not a curated record.
AUGGCUGGACUUGUUGCGUAUGCAAGCAGCGAUGAGGAAGAAGACGUGGCUCAGGAAGAGGUGUCAUUGAGGAUUGCGGGUAGCCUACAGGCCCAACAGCCAGCCAGUCCUAGCGAGGCGCCAGACAGCGUGAAGCCUGCUGCAGGUGCUGAGGGGCAAGCAUCUUUGGAGACGCAACGGACAGGGACACCUCCAGCAGAAAGCUGUGAAGACGGGCAGCUUCAGAAGGAUGUGCCGGACCUGGGAACUCGCGCCGAUGAAUCUAACGUCUUGAUCGGCCCUGCAAGGCCGGAUGGCAGUAACGGUGCAGCGGCACUUCUGCCGGCCGACGAUGACGAUGACGGAAACAGCAACGGCGAUGGCGACGGCGAGCCACCGCUGUCUCCGUACUCGGCCGAGCGGGCUCUACUGCGGCAGCUGACGCUCCCGCGUGUGGCGGAUUUUGCCAUCCCAGGCAGCCCGCCCGGGACGCCGCCGCCGGGCCUAGAGACGCUCAGCAGCAAGUUCGACACGUUUCUGGCGCUCAAGCGCGACAAGGCAACGCACUUCAACGCGCGUCUAGCGCAGUCCGGAGCGAUGAAGAACCCAGCCGUGAUGGACAAGCUGAUGGCUUUUGUGGGGCUGGACGGCACAGGGCCGGCACAGUAUGGCACAGUGCUGCCAGCCGAAGUCUGGAACCCAGACGCGGAAGACAGGACAGCGCCCGUUUUUCCCGACUGGGCUUACCGACAUCCGCUGCGCAAGGUACAGGAGGAGCUGGGACGGCAACGGGCGCGGGCGGCCGGGGAGCGGGUCGAGUUUGUAGUAGCGACGGCCUCGCGGACUGGCAGCUCGGCUGCAGGGACAACAACAGCAUCAAUAGGACCGAUCACCGGGAAACGGAAGAGCAGGUUUGAUUGA